AGAAAGAUUUCAUUUUGAUUACCGGGCUUCAUAACAAGAAAGAGUAUUUGGCUAGCACAGUUGUUGUCUUUCCUGUACCAUACUGACGCGUCUGCAACAACCACAAAGCUAACAACUUGACAAACUAGCAGAUAUUUAUGGUUUUUACGUGACUGGAUUGAUUUCCGUAUUCUUUUUCUCAGACCAACAAUCGUUAUUAUCGAAGUAAAGAUCUCGAUUUUCUGUUGACCGGAACUUAAGGGGCCGUACGCUUAAGGGGGUUGGUGGAGUGGAGUUGUUAUGCUGCUAAGGAAAGUUGUGUAGUAAAAGUAUUUUUUUAAAACCAUGUCUGAACUCUUCAGAUCGGCAAUGGGUUAUUUUAAUAGCAGUACAUAUGCAGUAGGAGCAGAAAAUGAGUUAGUUGGGCAAAUAGUGGAAUUAGGAAAUGUGAAGCUGCGAGUGAAAAAAGUCAUAGCAGAAGGAGGAUCGGCUUUUGUAUUCGUAGCUCAGGAUCCAAGUACGGGGAAAGAAUAUGCUCUGAAGAGACUUAUGGCAGCAGAUGAAAAUACAAACAGAAAUAUUGUACAAGAAAUAACAAUACUUAAGAAACUUUCAGGGCAUCCAAAUAUUCUUCAGUUUUUAUCAGCAGCCUGCAUUGACAAAACAAAAUCUAGCAAUGGGAUGACAGAAUAUCUGUUACUAACUGAACUCUGCCAAGGUGGAACACUAGUCGAUGUGCUGACUCAGCGUACAACACCGCUACCACCAGACAUAGUCUGUCGUGUGUUCUGGCAGACGUGCAAGGCUGUACAGCACAUGCACAGUCAGCAGCCCCCUAUUAUUCACAGAGAUCUCAAGAUAGAAAACCUGCUGAUUGGCGAGGAUGGCAUGAUCAAACUGUGUGAUUUUGGCAGUGCAACUACUGUAUCAUAUCAUCCAGAUCCUUCCUGGUCAGCUAACCAGAGAUCACUUUUAGAGGAAGAGAUGGCCCGUUAUACAACACCCAUGUACAGGUCUCCAGAGAUGGUAGACACUUGGAACAACUAUCCUAUUACACAGGCAUCAGAUGUCUGGGCACUAGGAUGUAUUUUGUACACCUUAUGUUAUAUGAGACACCCAUUUGAAGAUUCAGCCAAACUGCGCAUAAUAAAUGGGAAUUAUACAAUUCCAAGUAGUGAUGCAAAAUAUUCAUGUUUCCAUGAAAUAAUUAGGGGUUGUUUGCAAGUGAAUCCGUUGCAGAGACUAACUGUGUCUGAUAUUUUGGAACGCCUUGCUGCAAUAGCGGAAACAAAAGGUUUCAACCUGAAGGAGCCCCUUUCACUUGAAGGAAAAAGGAUCAGUGCCAACAGUAGUCCAGCACAUACAGCUGGUGCUGCCCCUGCGGCAGCCGUGUCUCCUCCGACCACUAACCAUGUGACGGAGGACAAACCCCAGCGCCCACCACGCCCCCCGAGCUCCCCCAUCCCGACUCCCCACGGGCCGCCACCACACAGGCCGGCCCCCCCUCCGUCAAGGCCAGCACCACCUCCUGUUGGACAAGUUGCACAACAACAGGCAGCUGGAGGUGGCCUUUUCUCCAGUUUACGGGGAGGUGCUGGUAGUUUCUUGAAAAACCUUAGGGACACAUCGAGCAAAGUUAUGCAUACUGUGCAACAGAGCAUUGCCAGAUCUGAUAUUGAUUUUAGUUAUAUUACAUCCCGACUGGCUGUGAUGCCUUUCCCAGCAGAGGGCCUGGAAUCUGCAUAUCGUAGUAAUCAUGCUGAUGAUGUUAAGGCCUUACUAGAAACAAGACAUCCAGGUGGACGUUAUGCUAUUUACAAUGUGUCUGGGCGCUCGUAUGCAGCGACCAAGUUGGGUGCUGGAAGAGUUGUUGAUUGCGGCUGGCCUUCACAUGGUGCUAGACGAGCACCACCUCUUCAUGCACUUUAUACUCUUUGUAAUGAUAUGUAUGCAUUCCUGCAGAAGGAUCCAAAGAAUGUGUGCAUUGUACACUGCACUGAUGGAAAGGCAGCUUCAGCAACACUUGUGUGUGCAUUCCUAAUGUUUGUUAACAUGUUCAGGAGACCUGAAGAUGCUGCACAAAUGUUUGCUGUAAAAAGAAUGCCCCCCGGUCUUCAGCCAUCUGAAAUGAGGUAUCUCUACUACAUGAGCCAUGUACUUAAGGAGCCAUCCACACAUCCUCAUUUCAAACCUAUUACCCUGGUGUCUGUUACAUUACAGCCUGUUCCCUUAUUCACUAAGGUCAGAGAUGGUUGCAGACCUUACGUAGAAGUGUACCAGGGAGAAGAGAGAGUUUUGUCUACAUUGCAAGAAUAUGAGCGGAUGCGGCUGUUUAACAUCACUGAAGGCAAGGGCGCUGUUUUUCAGGUCACACUUCCCCUCAAUGUCACUGUGCUGGGUGAUAUUACAGUUGUUGCAUAUCAUGCAAGGCAUACUCUUGGAGGUGUGAUGUCUCAAGGCCGUCCAACCGGAAUUAAAAUGGCACAGCUACAGUUCCAUACUGGAUUCAUUGGAGAAGAAGAAACCAGCUUAAGAUUUACAAAGAGUGAACUGGAUGAUUUGGGUGAUCCAGAACAUUAUCAGGAAAGGUUCACUGCCGUAGUGAACAUUUUUGUCAUGGAUGAGGAACGAACUCCUAGUCAGCAACCACCUUGGGUUGGCCACUCCUCAAAGAACUUUACACCAGAUAUUCUAUUCUCUACAAAAAUUGAAAAAGAAGAAAACUUUGAAACAUUUGUUAAUCAGCCACCUCAGGGCUCACCUGCCACUGCCUCAAGAGUAAAACCACCGCAGAGACCUGCACCUCCACCACAAGUGAGAGAGUAUAGAGAUGCCAGCCCAGAACUGCAAAGAAAGGAACACGAGGAAGACCAGAGGGGAGUUCCUGAUGGCUUUUCAAGUUCUCCAAAACCUACAUCAGAAUUGCCACAACAGCCAACUGUUGAGGCAAAUUUGUUGGACAUUGGAGGAGCAGGAGAUGGUGUGGAUCUGCUUAACAUUACUGCCAGUAUGGGUGGAGAGAAGAUAAAUAGCAGUGAUCAAACAGCUGAUUUGCUGGGUGGUUUAGGGAAAACAUCUAGUGGACUGGAGGACUUACUACAGGGCCCUUCAGUUGCACAAUCAGUGCCACAAAACAUGCUAUUUGACCCUUUUGGCAACAACCUACAGGGAGAUAGUGUGGGUAACAUCCCUAAUGUCCCUGUACCUGGAGUGACACCUCGCCCAACAGCACCUAAUCUUCUUGGAAGUUGGGAUAACUUCCAGAGUGCUCCCACAUACGGUAUUGGCCAAGGAUCACAGCCAUUAGGUCCAGGCUUAAUGCCAACAUCACCCAGUAUACCAAGAAAUGCCAGCACACCGAAUCUUGAGAGCAAGGCUCGGGAUCCUUUCGCGGAUUUGGGCAACCUUGGAGCUGGUCUUGGUGCAGGGUGGGCUGGUAGUUCCAAACCCACUACACCAAUGAAUGGCACGCCUAGAGCCGGUAGUCCUACAAAUGUCUUUUCUUCACCACAACAUAGGCCAGCAAGUUGGGCAGCACAGGGGACACAGGGUAUGCCCCCAGGAAGCACAUCACCCAUGCCAGGUCACACACCUGUCGGUACUCCUCAUCACCAGCCAAAGUCACCAAGCGAGGCAAUGAAAGCAGACUAUAGCCGUUCACACUUUGACACUGUCAAUGCAAAAUCGGCAGAUGCCGGGAAACCAGGGAAACCAAAGCAGCCUGGUGAUGUAUUUGGAGACCUUUUAGGUAGUCAGGGUUAUGAGUUUGCAUCCAAGAAAGAGUCUGGACCAAGGACAAUUAAUGAAAUGAGGAAGGAAGAACUUGCUAAAGACAUGGAUCCAGAUAAAUUGAAGAUCUUAGAAUGGACAGAAGGUAAAACACACAAUAUCCGGGCCUUGCUGUGUUCUAUGCACACUGUCUUAUGGGAAGACACAAAAUGGAAUAAAGUUGAGAUGCAUCAGUUAGUCACAGCAGCUGAUGUGAAAAAAGCUUACCGUCGAGCGUGUCUGGCAGUUCAUCCUGACAAGCAAACUGGAACACCAAAUGAGAAGAUUGCUAAGCUAAUAUUUAUGGAACUGAAUAAUGCUUGGAGUGAAUUUGAAAAUGAUGCAAGUCAGCAGCACAUGUUUGCAAACUGAACGGCUAUCUUCCAGGAGGCAAAAAGUCAAAACUGUGCCGAUAAAGAGUGCAAUAAUAACUACUUAAAAGGAUGGUUGCAUCCUUUCUUUUCCUGUUGUGUAUGAAUCUGCCAUGCUUUUAUAUAAUUGUUUUAAGUCACUGUUAUUUUGUCUUGUAGUUUCAUUGUAGUUGACUCCCAAACUAAAAUUUUUGCCCAUUUUGCUGUGAUGUGAUAUGUCCCAUAUUUUGAUCCUAUAAAAUACUUAUCAGAGGUUAGCAAACUUUAAUAAAUUAUUUUUGAGAGAAGCGUAUACAUAAGUUAAGGUAAUCUUUACCUUGCAUAAUACACCAUUUUAAAUUGAUAUUGGGAUAUAUAUUUGUUGUUAAAUUAUAUAUUUAUUCUUAAUAAUGAAUGAAUGACAAACGUUAGGCACAAAUGUGCUCACAGAUAUUAAAAACAAACAUUCCCAUGUGUAAUUAACUGAAAUGUACUUGUAUAUUUGAGCAGAAUGUACCGUGUAAGACUAAAAAGUAAUAGUAGUAACCAGGUGCUGAAAUGGCAGUCAUAGGUUCAGAAAUGUGGCAACAGGUCAUAAAAUUAAAGUGAAGCUUUGAGUAACUUGCCAUUGGAACAGUUAGAACAGUAUUAAUUGUUAUGCUCCCCCAAUAUUUUUGUGCAUGUGUGCCUGUAAAGUCCUCAUUGUUGGGAUUUUCAAAUUCCACAUUGUUGCACAUGUGAAAAGUAAUUAGUUUCACAAUUUUUAUUGUUGAAUUUCAGACUCUUGCUGCUAAUAUGUACGGUUUGAAUUUCCAAAAUGAUUUUGGAAUAGUUGGUUGUACUGCUGUGCAAUAAACAUUUUUAAGAGCUACAUUUUGUUUAUGCGCUAGUCUAAACUAUUUCAGUAGUACGGGUUUGACCGGAAGCUUCAGAUAUAAAUUUUAACAAUAAAUCAACUAUUAUUACAUAUUUUGGUUGAAAAAGAAUCUGGAAACUGAACAUAAAUUUCGUUUUGCUAUCCAUUAAAUUGUAUAUUAUAAAUGUUUAAGGAAAUGGUUUGCUGUUUAUAUGUGAAGCAGAUCUAAAACUGAAAGUCUGACAAUAUGUAAAUUAAAUCCACUGACUACUGGGCUAAGUAUAAUACUCAUUAAAAUUUGUAUCAGCAGUUGAUGGUAAAAAGAUUGUUUCUUUGUAAAAUACUUUCAUGUUUCCACACCCCCAAGAUAGUAUACAUCAUAAUAUAUUUUAAAAAUGUAUAAAGUAAUGAUUUACAGGCUUAUAUUAAGCCCGUCCUAUGUAUCACAGUAGCCUAAGUUGUUUACUGUUUUAUGUAAAUAUUGUAUUUAUUGCUACACUGUUGUCCAUAAUGUGUCAAUUUUAUUUCAUAGAUUGUUUUAAUUGAUUUUGUAGGCCUGCUCUUGUAGCACAGCAGUGAAAACAAUAAAUGAUUACAAUGCUAAUG
Molecule: messenger RNA, 5559 nt
Organism: Schistocerca cancellata (South American locust)
Lineage: Eukaryota; Metazoa; Arthropoda; Insecta; Orthoptera; Acrididae
Gene: aux
Product: cyclin-G-associated kinase
Exons: 24
Coding region: 325-4119 (1264 amino acids)
Biological process (GO): protein phosphorylation; positive regulation of Notch signaling pathway; regulation of clathrin-dependent endocytosis
Cellular component (GO): cytoplasm
Molecular function (GO): ATP binding; protein serine/threonine kinase activity; AP-2 adaptor complex binding
Source: RefSeq, a predicted model, not a curated record